AUGGUGAGUGGCCACGACGGGAAAAGUGGCCACGACGGGAAAAGUGGCCACGACGGGAAAAGUGGCCACGACGGGAAAAGUGGCCACGACGGGAAAAGUGGCCACGACGGGAAAAGUGGCCACGACGGGAAAAGUGGCCACGACGGGAAAAGUGGCCACGACGGGAAAAGUGGCCACGACGGGAAAAGUGGCCACGACGGGAAAAGUGGCCACGACGGGAAAAGUGGCCACGACGGGAAAAGUGGCCACGACGGGAAAAGUGGCCACGACGGGAAAAGUGGCCACGACGGGAAAAGUGGCCACGACGGGAAAAGUGGCCACGACGGGAAAAGUGGCCACGACGGGAAAAGUGGCCACGACGGGAAAAGUGGCCACGACGGGAAAAGUGGCCACGACGGGAAAAGUGGCCACGACGGGAAAAGUGGCCACGACGGGAAAAGUGGCCACGACGGGAAAAGUGGCCACGACGGGAAAAGUGGCCACGACGGGAAAAGUGGCCACGACGGGAAAAGUGGCCACGACGGGAAAAGUGGCCACGACGGGAAAAGUGGCCACGACGGGAAAAGUGGCCACGACGGGAAAAGUGGCCACGACGGGAAAAGUGGCCACGACGGGAAAAGUGGCCACGACGGGAAAAGUGGCCACGACGGGAAAAGUGGCCACGACGGGAAAAGUGGCCACGACGGGAAAAGUGGCCACGACGGGAAAAGUGGCCACGACGGGAAAAGUGGCCACGACGGGAAAAGUGGCCACGACGGGAAAAGUGGCCACGACGGGAAAAGUGGCCACGACGGGAAAAGUGGCCACGACGGGAAAAGUGGCCACGACGGGAAAAGUGGCCACGACGGGAAAAGUGGCCACGACGGGAAAAGUGGCCACGACGGGAAAAGUGGCCACGACGGGAAAAGUGGCCACGACGGGAAAAGUGGCCACGACGGGAAAAGUGGCCACGACGGGAAAAGUGGCCACGACGGGAAAAGUGGCCACGACGGGAAAAGUGGCCACGACGGGAAAAGUGGCCACGACGGGAAAAGUGGCCACGACGGGAAAAGUGGCCACGACGGGAAAAGUGGCCACGACGGGAAAAGUGGCCACGACGGGAAAAGUGGCCACGACGGGAAAAGUGGCCACGACGGGAAAAGUGGCCACGACGGGAAAAGUGGCCACGACGGGAAAAGUGGCCACGACGGGAAAAGUGGCCACGACGGGAAAAGUGGCCACGACGGGAAAAGUGGCCACGACGGGAAAAGUGGCCACGACGGGAAAAGUGGCCACGACGGGAAAAGUGGCCACGACGGGAAAAGUGGCCACGACGGGAAAAGUGGCCACGACGGGAAAAGUGGCCACGACGGGAAAAGUGGCCACGACGGGAAAAGUGGCCACGACGGGAAAAGUGGCCACGACGGGAAAAGUGGCCACGACGGGAAAAGUGGCCACGACGGGAAAAGUGGCCACGACGGGAAAAGUGGCCACGACGGGAAAAGUGGCCACGACGGGAAAAGUGGCCACGACGGGAAAAGUGGCCACGACGGGAAAAGUGGCCACGACGGGAAAAGUGGCCACGACGGGAAAAGUGGCCACGACGGGAAAAGUGGCCACGACGGGAAAAGUGGCCACGACGGGAAAAGUGGCCACGACGGGAAAAGUGGCCACGACGGGAAAAGUGGCCACGACGGGAAAAGUGGCCACGACGGGAAAAGUGGCCACGACGGGAAAAGUGGCCACGACGGGAAAAGUGGCCACGACGGGAAAAGUGGCCACGACGGGAAAAGUGGCCACGACGGGAAAAGUGGCCACGACGGGAAAAGUGGCCACGACGGGAAAAGUGGCCACGACGGGAAAAGUGGCCACGACGGGAAAAGUGGCCACGACGGGAAAAGUGGCCACGACGGGAAAAGUGGCCACGACGGGAAAAGUGGCCACGACGGGAAAAGUGGCCACGACGGGAAAAGUGGCCACGACGGGAAAAGUGGCCACGACGGGAAAAGUGGCCACGACGGGAAAAGUGGCCACGACGGGAAAAGUGGCCACGACGGGAAAAGUGGCCACGACGGGAAAAGUGGCCACGACGGGAAAAGUGGCCACGACGGGAAAAGUGGCCACGACGGGAAAAGUGGCCACGACGGGAAAAGUGGCCACGACGGGAAAAGUGGCCACGACGGGAAAAGUGGCCACGACGGGAAAAGUGGCCACGACGGGAAAAGUGGCCACGACGGGAAAAGUGGCCACGACGGGAAAAGUGGCCACGACGGGAAAAGUGGCCACGACGGGAAAAGUGGCCACGACGGGAAAAGUGGCCACGACGGGAAAAGUGGCCACGACGGGAAAAGUGGCCACGACGGGAAAAGUGGCCACGACGGGAAAAGUGGCCACGACGGGAAAAGUGGCCACGACGGGAAAAGUGGCCACGACGGGAAAAGUGGCCACGACGGGAAAAGUGGCCACGACGGGAAAAGUGGCCACGACGGGAAAAGUGGCCACGACGGGAAAAGUGGCCACGACGGGAAAAGUGGCCACGACGGGAAAAGUGGCCACGACGGGAAAAGUGGCCACGACGGGAAAAGUGGCCACGACGGGAAAAGUGGCCACGACGGGAAAAGUGGCCACGACGGGAAAAGUGGCCACGACGGGAAAAGUGGCCACGACGGGAAAAGUGGCCACGACGGGAAAAGUGGCCACGACGGGAAAAGUGGCCACGACGGGAAAAGUGGCCACGACGGGAAAAGUGGCCACGACGGGAAAAGUGGCCACGACGGGAAAAGUGGCCACGACGGGAAAAGUGGCCACGACGGGAAAAGUGGCCACGACGGGAAAAGUGGCCACGACGGGAAAAGUGGCCACGACGGGAAAAGUGGCCACGACGGGAAAAGUGGCCACGACGGGAAAAGUGGCCACGACGGGAAAAGUGGCCACGACGGGAAAAGUGGCCACGACGGGAAAAGUGGCCACGACGGGAAAAGUGGCCACGACGGGAAAAGUGGCCACGACGGGAAAAGUGGCCACGACGGGAAAAGUGGCCACGACGGGAAAAGUGGCCACGACGGGAAAAGUGGCCACGACGGGAAAAGUGGCCACGACGGGAAAAGUGGCCACGACGGGAAAAGUGGCCACGACGGGAAAAGUGGCCACGACGGGAAAAGUGGCCACGACGGGAAAAGUGGCCACGACGGGAAAAGUGGCCACGACGGGAAAAGUGGCCACGACGGGAAAAGUGGCCACGACGGGAAAAGUGGCCACGACGGGAAAAGUGGCCACGACGGGAAAAGUGGCCACGACGGGAAAAGUGGCCACGACGGGAAAAGUGGCCACGACGGGAAAAGUGGCCACGACGGGAAAAGUGGCCACGACGGGAAAAGUGGCCACGACGGGAAAAGUGGCCACGACGGGAAAAGUGGCCACGACGGGAAAAGUGGCCACGACGGGAAAAGUGGCCACGACGGGAAAAGUGGCCACGACGGGAAAAGUGGCCACGACGGGAAAAGUGGCCACGACGGGAAAAGUGGCCACGACGGGAAAAGUGGCCACGACGGGAAAAGUGGCCACGACGGGAAAAGUGGCCACGACGGGAAAAGUGGCCACGACGGGAAAAGUGGCCACGACGGGAAAAGUGGCCACGACGGGAAAAGUGGCCACGACGGGAAAAGUGGCCACGACGGGAAAAGUGGCCACGACGGGAAAAGUGGCCACGACGGGAAAAGUGGCCACGACGGGAAAAGUGGCCACGACGGGAAAAGUGGCCACGACGGGAAAAGUGGCCACGACGGGAAAAGUGGCCACGACGGGAAAAGUGGCCACGACGGGAAAAGUGGCCACGACGGGAAAAGUGGCCACGACGGGAAAAGUGGCCACGACGGGAAAAGUGGCCACGACGGGAAAAGUGGCCACGACGGGAAAAGUGGCCACGACGGGAAAAGUGGCCACGACGGGAAAAGUGGCCACGACGGGAAAAGUGGCCACGACGGGAAAAGUGGCCACGACGGGAAAAGUGGCCACGACGGGAAAAGUGGCCACGACGGGAAAAGUGGCCACGACGGGAAAAGUGGCCACGACGGGAAAAGUGGCCACGACGGGAAAAGUGGCCACGACGGGAAAAGUGGCCACGACGGGAAAAGUGGCCACGACGGGAAAAGUGGCCACGACGGGAAAAGUGGCCACGACGGGAAAAGUGGCCACGACGGGAAAAGUGGCCACGACGGGAAAAGUGGCCACGACGGGAAAAGUGGCCACGACGGGAAAAGUGGCCACGACGGGAAAAGUGGCCACGACGGGAAAAGUGGCCACGACGGGAAAAGUGGCCACGACGGGAAAAGUGGCCACGACGGGAAAAGUGGCCACGACGGGAAAAGUGGCCACGACGGGAAAAGUGGCCACGACGGGAAAAGUGGCCACGACGGGAAAAGUGGCCACGACGGGAAAAGGAUGAAAACUCACGAGUGCCUACGUGCAGCUACUAUCAUUUAG
Messenger RNA from Schistocerca nitens (vagrant locust), 4461 nucleotides. Its product is annotated as collagen alpha-1(III) chain-like. Lineage: Eukaryota; Metazoa; Arthropoda; Insecta; Orthoptera; Acrididae. Bases 1 to 4461 code for a protein of 1486 amino acids. The transcript is spliced from 3 exons. The record is from RefSeq and is a predicted model, not a curated record.